AUGAGGGGUUCAGAGAUAGAAAAGGAACAUGGUCAUCACUUCCACCUCAUAGAACCAGGCAAUGGUACACGGAUUUCAGAAUUCCUUCUCCUGGGACUUUCAGAGGAACCAGAACUGCAGCCCCUCAUCUUUGGGCUUUUCCUCUCCAUGUACCUGAUCACUGUGUUGGGAAACCUGCUCAUCACCCUGGCUGUCAGCUCAGACCCCCAACUCCACAUGCUCAUGUACUUCUUUUUCUCCAACCUGUUCUUUGUGGACAUCUGUUUUACCUUGACCACCAUCCCUAAGAUGCUGGUGAACAUCCAGACACAGAGCAAAGUCAUAACCUAUGAAGGCUUCUUCUUGCAGGUGUAUUUUUUCACACUUUUUGGAGUGUUGGAUGACUUCCCCCUGACUGUGAUGGCCUAUGACCACCUUGUAGUCAUCUGUCACCCCCUGCACUACACAGUCACCAUGCGCCCUCAGCUCUGUGGACUGCUGGUUAUGGUGUCCUGGAUCACCAGUGUCCUGAAUUCCUUGUUACAUAGCUUAAUGGUGCUGAGCCUGUCCUACUGUACAGAUGUGGAAAUCCCCCACUUUUUCUGUGAACUCAGUCAGGUCAUCCAACUUGCCUGUUCUGACAUCUUUCUUAAUGAUAUGGUGAUAUAUUUUGCAAGUGUCCUAAUGGCUGGUGGUCCCCUCAUUGGGAUUCUUUACUCUUACUCUAAGAUAGUUUCUGCCAUACGUGCAAUGUCAUCAGCUCAGGGGAAGUAUAAAGCGUUUUCUACCUGUGCGUCUCACCUCUUGGUUGUUUCUUUAUUUUAUUGUACAGGCUUAGGAGUGUACCUUACCUCUGCUGUAACCCACAGAUCACAGUCAAGUGCAACCGCCUCGCUGAUGUAUUCCAUGGUCACACCCAUGCUCAACCCCUUCAUCUACAGUCUCAGGAACAAAGUCAUAAAGGGGGCUCUGAAUAGAUUGGUUGGAGUGGCAGCUACAAAAGGGACAAUUGCUCUGGGGCUGAAGAACUUCCUGUGA
Messenger RNA from Hipposideros armiger (great roundleaf bat), 1017 nucleotides. RefSeq names its product olfactory receptor 7A17-like. The transcript is spliced from 2 exons. The coding region runs from base 1 to 1017 and encodes 338 amino acids. The record is from RefSeq and is a predicted model, not a curated record. Gene Ontology annotation, cellular component: membrane. Gene Ontology annotation, molecular function: olfactory receptor activity; G protein-coupled receptor activity. Gene Ontology annotation, biological process: G protein-coupled receptor signaling pathway. Lineage: Eukaryota; Metazoa; Chordata; Mammalia; Chiroptera; Hipposideridae.